ACUCCCGUAAAACUCCACACCAUGUCAAGGCUUCUACUAGCCUUCAAGUGAAACUGAGAGCACACCUAUAAAUGGAUGCAAAGUUUACCGUGACAGCUUCAAUUCCCGUUUGAACAGGACGACGUAACGCUGGUGCUGGUUGUUGUUUAUCCUACAUAGGUAGAAGCAUAAAUGAUCUUAUGGUGUUGUUCUUGUUUUCUAGGUGUUUCGUCCUCCAUUCGCAUUUUAGUGAGGAAAGAACUUCUUUGAAAAGUGUUUUCCCCUGCUUACUGUAUUUAAAUAUUAGUUGCGAGUGUAUGAAAAGGUAGUUUAUGCGGAAAGAAUUCUCCCAUCAAAAAUCUGAAAGUUCAAUACUUUUUACAUAAAAGAGGAACAUUUAAACGGCGUGAUUUUUUUUAAAAAAUCAGAACAGAUUAAAUGCAUAUUUUGUAUUUAGGGAUGAGAAGCAGUGAAACCGUUAUCAUAAACUACCAUUCAUUCUGUAGCAAAUUUCUGUGACAAAAAUAAAUUCUUCGAGCUCCUUUAGGAGACUGUAUGAGGCUGUCGGCUGAUCAAACUACUGCCCGAUGAGUAGCGUAGGAAGGGGAUGGAAGGGUGCUCCUUUUUUUUUUUGUUGGUGGCAACAUUUUUGGACAAAUGCAGUUUUUUCCUGAAGGGGGUGGCAAAAUAAUUUCUACCUCCCGGGGGUCACUGGCCACUGCUGUUGGGUCAGGAGAUAGGGCGUUGGUCUUAACUACGUGUUACUUGUCAAAUUCUCAUAUGUUAAAACAUAAAUUACUUUUUAAAAGGUAAAUACAUUUUUGCUAUUAUAAUUUUUAAUGUUAAUAAAUUAUUGAGUUUGUUUGGUUCCGGAAGUGUAGUCAAUACAGCAAGGAUACAACAUACAACAUGGCGUUCAAUGGAUUGAUAUCUCUGUUCAGCCUGGGAUGUCUUUUAUUGGUGGUGACUGCCCAUGGUGGUCGGUACAGGGACAGAGGACCGUGAGUAAUCUUUGAUAGAAUAUUUUAUAGUAAGAAUAGGGCUUAACCGGGUGCAGUUUUUUUUUACAUCGGGUAUUUUGGUAAAAUACCUGGUGGGUCCAAGUGUCAAAAAAGAGUUAAGAUCACAUUAUCUAUAAUCAGUAGGCCUACAGAUAGUCCUGCACCCUGCCUGCCGGAUUUGAAACAAUAGUCCUACAGACAGUCCUACACUAUACCCGUAGCUCUUUAUUUCUUACAAAAAUGGUUUUGUUUUACGGUCAUUGCAAAAUAGCCUGUGAUUUACAACAAACCCAAAUGUUCCACACUAUAUGUGAGAUAUGAGGUGAACUGUGUUGGAGAAGAUUGAGAAAAAGAACUUGUAGCACGACUAAUAAAUUUGUGGUGUUUAUCUUUUUAAUAUCAUGUGUGUGAAACAGCAAUCUUGUGUUUCCUGAUUACAUGUUGCCGUUAAAGAAUAUGAGGCAUGACGUGGGCAGUGGCAACUUCAUGCCGAUGAUUCCAUUUACACAGCAAUUGAUGUAGCUGUUACUAGGCAACCGUUUCGCCCCAGCUGCUACAUUAAUUACUUGCGAGGUAGAAAUCCACUGUUGAUAUCGCCAUUAGAGGGCGUCUGACGCUUCCCCGACUCCUAGGAAAGUUGACUGCUGACGCUGUGAGAGCAGCAUCACCGGCCGACCGGAUGUCCUUUGGCUCAGGUGACCUCCUCUAGUACUCGAUCGACUGAGUACGGGGGCUGUCUUGGCAAAGGGAGAUCACCAACGUGACGCUGUGUGGCCCGAUAACUCUGACUUGGGGGGGGGGGAGUGCUUUGGGGAGGGCAUAAAGAGCUAAUGUACUAGCUCAACUGCUCGCUGACGCCAUUUCCUAAUGUACAUUUUGAGUAUGUCCUAGAAGUCAAUCUUGUGUGCCCUAAACGUCAAUCUUGUGUGCCCUAGACGUCAAUCUUGUGUGCCCUAGACGUCAAUCUUGUGUGCCCUAGACGUCAGUCUUGUGUGCCCUAGACGUCAAUCUUGUGUGCUAAACUUCAAUCUUAUGUGUCCUAGACGUCAAUCUUGUGUGCCCUAGACGUCAAUCUUGUGUGCCCUAGACGUCAAUCUUGUGUGCCCUAGCCGUCAAUCUUGUGUGCCCUAGACGUCAGUCUUGUGUGCCCUAGACGUCAAUCUUGUGUGCUAAACGUCAAUCUUGUGUGUCCUAGACGUCAAUCUUGUGUGCCCUAGACGUCAAUCUUGUGUGCCCUAGACGUCAAUCUUGUGUGCUAAACUUCAAUCUUAUGUGUCCUAGACGUCAAUCUUGUGUGCCCUAGACGUCAAUCUUGUGUGCCCUAGACGUCAAUCUUGUGUGCCCUAGACGUCAGUCUUGUGUGCCCUAGACGUCAAUCUUGUGUGCCCUAGACGUCAAUCUUGUGUGCCCUAGACGUCAAUCUUGUGUGCCCUAGACGUCAAUCAUGUGUGCCUAGACGUCAAUAUGGUGUGCCCUUGAUUCAUGUGCGUGACCAUUUGAUUUUUUUUUGCAUCCCCCUCACUCUUUGUAUUUGCCCAAAUUUACAUUUCGUACGUCUCUCUGUAACUUUUAGCUACCUGGCUACCGUGACAUUCUGUGCAAAAUUAUGUUAUGACCCCUUGUUAUAACCGAGUAUUCUGUCUUUUUAAUAACCUCAUUCAUUCUCCCAAAAAAUAAUUUUACAAAUAGAUUUCAUACCAUCUUUGAACAUAUCGCGUAUCAAAGUGUCAAUAAAUUUUAUUUUUUUUUAAAAAGUAGAAUGUUUCAAAUGUGGCUUAUCCCAAUUUUCAAAACAUGGAACCACAAUCAUAUUCUAAUUCAAAAAAAAAUAUUGUUUUUCCAGUUUUCCUGGAAGAGCAAACAACAAGAACCACCCGGGACCCCGACCAGGGAACCAACCCCAGCUGCAGGUCAACGUAACCCAAUGUCAGCUGGAGCAGCCCCCGUGCGGGCUGUGUGGCAAGCCGAUCAACGUCACCGUGCGGGCCACCAACCUACUCGUGGCUCCAAAUUUUGACCUGGUUGCUGCCAUCACCGGCGAACCCCAGCGAGAACUGCUGUCCUUCCUGGAGCAGGCCGUAGAGCUACUUAACGGCUUCAAGUAUGGUGGACAUUUAAAUAGAAGAAUUUAAUAACAAGUAAUAAGUAUAUAUCUAGUAGGAACAUAGCGAGAAAAUUUAUGUGAAACUGCAUUUUGAUAAAACCUAAUACUUAACAUAUGCUUCAGUAUUCCAAAGUGUCCAAAGAAUCAUGAGUUUAGAUGUGUACUCCAUCUGGACUAUUACUAUCACAGCGUAAACACUAAAAAUGUCUCUGUCUGAAUUAAUACUUUAAUAUGUAGGAAAAGAAAAGAAGCAGAAAUUCAGCCGACAUUUUCACAUGUGUGUGUUUUUGUAAGUUUACACUAAUGUAAACAAAAAUGUAUGUUGUUUAAGAAUGUAAUGUUUUAUAUUGACAGUGAAGUAAAAUAAUGAACGCAACAUAAAAUGAUUCAACUGUUGACUGUGGACUAGUUCUUUUUAUAUCUUAUUUUAUUUAUGACAUCACUAAAGAAAAGAAGAAGCCAGCUAGUAUUUUUGAAAUUAAAAAGAAAGAUAAAAAGAUAACAUAAAAUAAAAUUCUAUUUCAACAAAGCACAUAUUUUUUACCCAAAUGUUUAAUUUAUUGCACUUUUUUAAAUUUUUAACUCUUGAAAAUGCAUUGCUCCUUUCCACGUGUAGAUAAAGCAAAGUUACAAAGCUACAAAAUUUUUGUAUUUUUAAUAACAAUGUUGGUUCAGAUAAAGUCAUAUUUGAUGAUAUCAAAUUGGAUAUGACUUCAAUAAUGUGCUUAAUCGUGCUUGUAUUCUUUAGUUUCAUGGCGUCAUGCUAAUCCAAAUGUUAUUUGUUUAAUGGAGUAUAAUGACGAAGUUCACAUCCAAAUCUUAUUUGUUUAAUUGAGUAUAAUGACGAAGUUCACAUCCAAAUCGUAUUUGUUUAAUGGAGUAUAAUGACAAAGUUCACAUCCAAAUCUUAUUUGUUUAAUAGAGUAUAAUGACGAAGUUCACAUCCAAAUCUUAUUUGUUUAGUGGAAUAUAAUGACGAAGUUCACAUCCAAAUCGUAUUUGUUUAAUGGAGUAUAAUGACGAAGUGCACAUCCAAAUCGUAUUUUUUUAAUGGAGUAUAAUGACGAAGUUCACAUCCAAAUCUUAUUUGUUUAAUAGAGUAUAAUGACGAAGUUCACAUCCAAAUCUUAUUUGUUUAAUAGAGUAUAAUGACGAAGUUCACAUCCAAAUCUUAUUUGUUUAAUGGAGUAUAAUGACGAAGUUCACAUCCAAAUCUUAUUUGUUUAAUAGAGUAUAAUGACGAAGUUCACAUCCAAAUCUUAUUUGUUGAAUGGAGUAUGAUGACGAAGUGCACAUCCAAAUCUUAUUUGUUUAAUGGAGUAUAAUGACGAAGUUCACAUCCAAAUCUUAUUCGUUUAGUGGAGUAUAAUGACGAAGUUCACAUCCAAAUCUUAUUUGUUGAAUGGAGUAUAAUGACGAAGUUCACAUCCAAAUCUUAUUUGUUUAAUGGAGUAUUAUGACGAAGUGCACAUCCAAAUCUUUUUUGUUUAAUGGAGUAUAAUGACGAAGUGCACAUCCAAAUCUUAUUUGUUUAAUGGAGUAUAAUGACGAAGUUCACAUCCAAAUCUUGUUUGUUAAAUGGAGUAUAAUGACGAAGUUCACAUCCAAAUCGUAUUUAUUUAAUGGAGUAUGAUGACGAAGUGCACAUCCAAAUCUUAUUUGUUUAAUUGACUAUAAUGACGUAGUGCACACCCAAACCGUAAUUUUUCUUGAUUAAACUUACGUCACACCCAGGGGUAAUAUUAAGAGAAUACUCUGCUCCCCAGAUUCAAAUCCACAUACUUCGCCGGUCUUGGCUACUUCAUCGACAGCAUCAAUGGAGUUGAGGGUUCGAUACCCAAUAAAACAUUCUGGCACAUCAGCAGUGCUGGGAAGGCCCUUGAGUGCGGUGAGUCCUAUUCAGCUUUCCGUUUGCAAAUAAUAAUCUCGAGCUUGAAGUACGUGGUGGGAUAAUUUUAGACAUUUUGUAAAGAAAAUGUUGCUCUUUGAACUUUUCUCUCGUUGUUUAUUUUGUUUUCAAUGGCUUGAGUGAACAGUUGUCCUAUGUGAUAACAACAUACGUUAUCUAUUUCUACUUUUGUUUUUUUUCAUUUAGAUUAGAUCUAUAUGUUUAUUAAAUUUUAUUUAAAAAAUAUUUAUUUGUAGCCAUAUUUAGUAGAUGUAUAAUACAAUGCGAUGUACACGCAUAUUGCGUAAAGAAAGUAACAUAUUUUAACAUUAUUUUAGAAGUACCAGAAAAUAAAAUGUAAUGAAUUAGUAUUCGGCCCCCGUACAUUUAAUCGGAGGUGUUUGGAAAAGUGUUUAAAGAAGAGAAGAGUCUAAUGCCGGACAUGUGUUGAUGUUUCAUAGAAACUAGCAAUAAAAGCGUGAAUGCCACAGAUAACCUCCAUUUAUUUAUUCCUUUGAUAGCUAUCGUGUCAAUUAAACACCAUUGGAUGACAUGGUGAACUUGACACGAAGGUGUCUUAAUGAUGUCUUGCCAUACAGAAUAACCGACAGGUCCGUGUCUUAAAGAUCACGCCCAAUGGCGGUAACCACUGAGUUGUCUUUCUUGCAGGUGUGUCUAGCUAUGUCCCAAAGAAAGGGGAGGUCAUCCUAUUCAACUUCACUACCUAUGCUGCUGCUGGCUACGAGUAG
This is a messenger RNA of Lymnaea stagnalis (great pond snail), 5721 nucleotides long. The record is from the annotation of a GenBank genome assembly. Lineage: Eukaryota; Metazoa; Mollusca; Gastropoda; Lymnaeidae.